GGAGCGGGGCUUGGAGGAGUGCGCAGGCUACAGACGCACCAGGAGCGACGCAAUUUCCGGAGACGAAGUGUGAUGUGGCUUUGAGAAAUGUCUGCCAUUUUCAACUUUCAGAGUCUUCUGACUGUCAUUCUACUGCUCAUCUGUACAUGUGCGUACAUCAGAGCUCUAGCCCCUAAGCUGCUAGACAAGAACAAGUCCGGAAUUUUAGGAAUAUUCUGGAAGUGUGCCAGGAUAGGUGAACGUAAGAGCCCCUGGGUGGCGUGUUGCUGCGUCAUGAUGGCGUUCAGCAUCCUCUUCAUGCAGUAGCACGCCAGACGAGACGCCAUGAGGGAAGCCGAAGAACCUAAACCGAUGGAUUGUAUGAUCCACAAAGCACAGCCAAACCUGGAUUGAGAGGAAAGGAAACCAGUCUCCACCGAAGUAAUGAAUCGAGUCGUCAGGACCCAGUGUACGAGGGUGGGCUAAAGCCCGCAGCUCAACCCAAAAGGAGUGUGUGAAUGGAUUUGAGAUUCCCUGAAGGUGUGUGUUUGUGUGUGCAAUGUUUACUCCAGCUGUGCGCGGCCGUUGGGUCCCUGUCAGUAUGGCAGGGAAAUGCAUUAGUGAUUUCGGGGUCAUUUCAGGCCACCAGCCCCCUCCCCCAGGUAUGCUUUCACGUUUCAGAAUGCCAAGUGUGUGUGGGCCCUGGAUUUUUGUAAAUAAAGACACCGUGUAACCAUUGCUUUGGUGGAUUUCAAUGAAUCCUAGUUUUCGUCUUGCCCUCUCUUUGUUCAUGGGAUAAAUACAUGGUUUCCUCUCUACCUCAGCUAGAGACCAGUCAUCGUUUCAAACGUAUUGUGAAAGCCACCGGUUUGUAUAAUGCAAAACUUUACCGUUUUUUUGUUAGGUUAUUGAUU
Molecule: messenger RNA, 893 nt
Organism: Esox lucius (northern pike)
Lineage: Eukaryota; Metazoa; Chordata; Actinopteri; Esociformes; Esocidae
Product: protein kish-A
Exons: 4
Coding region: 88-306 (72 amino acids)
Biological process (GO): protein secretion; intracellular transport
Source: RefSeq, a predicted model, not a curated record